Molecule: messenger RNA, 2256 nt
Organism: Gasterosteus aculeatus aculeatus (three-spined stickleback)
Lineage: Eukaryota; Metazoa; Chordata; Actinopteri; Perciformes; Gasterosteidae
Product: integral membrane protein 2A
Biological process (GO): negative regulation of amyloid precursor protein biosynthetic process
Cellular component (GO): Golgi apparatus; plasma membrane; extracellular exosome
Molecular function (GO): amyloid-beta binding
Source: RefSeq, a predicted model, not a curated record
AGACGAGGCUAUACACGUUAUAAAUACAUGUUUUAUUGCUCACCGUUUAACCAGCAACGAGUUUCGUUCAAAGGAGCCCAUGCGUCAUCUCAUAAAGUACACCACCCGUGGUUUUAAAAUUGAAAGUCGUUUUUUGUUUUUGUUUUUUUUUACCCCGGCUUCCGUUUGGGAUGCCAUCUUAAUCCCCCCUACCAGCCACCGGAAGCUGUGGAUAAAGCCGAGGUUGCAAAGUGCGUCACACAGUGAAAAAAGGAGAAAGAAGAGAGGAGCCUGCAACCCAUCAGCCGACAGCCUGGUCCUCCUUUCUCCCGUUGCGCACAGGAAACCCCGGCCGGCGUUUGCACCGGCGCUAUGGUGAAGAUCGCCUUUAACUCCGCUCUGGCCCAGAAGGCGCUGGGCAAAGAGGAGCCGUCCGACGCGAAGGACCCCGAGCUGGCCACUGCUCCGGUGGGCAUCGAGGGCUCCACAGGCCGCUGUCUGCUCACCCUGCUGGGCGUCGCCUUCAUCCUCAGCGGGCUCAUCGUCGGGGGCGCAUGUCUCUACCGCUAUUUCACCCCGAAGAGGAUUUAUCACGGUGCGAUGCAGUUCAGUGACGUGUCCGCUGGAGGAGAGAACCAGCCGUACUACCUGCCGCGGGUGGAGGAGGAGGUGGAGAUCUCCGACAGCAUGGCCGUUAUCAGCGUCCCACCUCCCCGCUUCAGACCCGGGGACCCUGCUUACAUCCUCCAUGACUUCAACCGGAAGCUGACGGCGUAUCUGGACCUGACUCUGAGGACCUGCUUUGUGAUUCCUCUGAACACCUCGGUGGUGCUCCUCCCUCAGGACCUCAUCGACCUCUUCUCGCAGCUGAUUUCCGGCUCCUACCGCAGUUACUUGGUGCACGAGGACCUGGUGGUGACAGAGCGCAUCGAUGACAUCAAGUCUCUGGGCUUCUACAUCCGCCGACUGUGUGAUGGGAAGGAAACGUACAGGAUGCAGCGCCGCUCCAGCCUCCUAGGUGGAGGCAUCGAGAAGCGCUCCGCAGAAGAAUGCUUCACCAUCCACCAUUUUGAGAACAAGUUUGUGACGGAGACCAGGAUCUGCAAGGCUUGAUGGGAAAGUGCAAGAAGGGUCAGUCAGUGAGGGAGUGAGCGAGUGGUAGAGAGAGAGAGAGAGAGAGAGAGAGAGAGAGAGAGAGAGAGUCGUGUGGUAACAGCUUUCAGCGGAAAGUGACUUUUGUAUAAAUCCCUUAUCCUCCCUGCUUUUAAUCCCAGUGAUAAGUGAACUUAAAUUCCAGCAUUAUAUAGCCUAACCCCAGCCACACCUCAGCUCUCUCGCUCAAGUACUCACUAGUUAGUCCUGUACUAAUAAUUCUCAUCAGUCUGAUAACUCGCAUUAUACUAAUUGUUUUUGUUGGAUUCUGUUCCGUUGCCGUAGCUUCCUGCUGAAUUACCUUUUACUGUUUUUACUGUACGGCAACAUCCACUCGAGUGGUUUCCUCUGAAUACCGUAGUGAAACUGAGAAGUCCUUCGUAUGGGACCCUCUGUGUGUGUCAGCCUACUGUCCCACUCUUAACGGGGUCUCUAGGUCAGCAGGUUAUGCUUUGUUAUAGGGGAGCGAGGGCACAAGCCACACGGGACAGUCGCGUUAUGUCGUGGAAGGUACCAGACGCUCGAGUCCCGACCUCUCACUCGCCCCAUUUUUGUAGAUGUUUCCCAGAGUGCCUCGCUGCUCCCAGAGGCCUCUGCUGUCCUGCUGUGUGAUGAUUUUUCUUAUGUCAUAGAUGGUGAGCAGUCCAGCACCCUGUAUUACUUGUGUUUUGUGUAGAAACCUCAUUUGUGACAAUAAACUUGGAAAGACGCAAGAAGGGAAAGUUACAGCGAAUUUGAAAACUUUUUUCGUCCAUGAAUCUGAUCCAUUGCUUACUAUAAGCUACUUACUACAGGUUUUUCCGAACUUUGUAUUUUCACGGGGAAAAAAAACACGUUUUGUAAAGAAUUGUUCAGUGAAUCUGCAUUAAGCAAUUCUUUUCCAUUUAUUUUGAAAGCCCUUGCGGAAAAAGGUUGAUGGUGCGAAAUAGAAAUCGCCUUUUGCCAAAUAAUUUCAAACCGAUUCCAACUCGACGCCUGCACAGAAAGACAAUCGGACAGGAAGGGUGUGUGUAGAAACGUGUCUCUGUCUAACAAAUACUAGAAAAUUCGAUAAAAACCAAUGUGUGCAGCUACUGAAAUAAAUUCACUGUCGCUGAAUAAAGUUACAUUUCCAUACCUACUGAA